AUGGCACUAGAUGGGAUUGGUUGGGUGGGCGUGGGAUUGGCCGCUACCCCUGAUGCAAGAUGGCACGAAACACUUGCUUCAAUACCAGUACAAGUCUCGUCGGUGUCUGCAUCGACACAGACCUCGCGUCCCGCCACACCACUGACACAGGGCGCGUGGCGGGCCAGCGCCGUGACGCGACAGGGACUCGGGAUGUCAGCUGGUACGGAGGUGAGACCGCAACGAGCUAAGCGGUCGUCAGGUACACAUAAUUCAACAAGACUUGUCAGGGAGAUGCAGCAACAAGAGGCUUUGAUGCACGCUGUUCUGGAGCCCAGGCGAGUGGUUGGGAGUAGCGGACAACACAUGCAGCCUGUACAGCAGCAGCAGCAGCAGCAGCAGCAACAGCAGCAGGCAGGAGGGAGGGCGGUGGUUAUGAAGGCAGUGGAUGGAGCGGACGGGUACAGCGAGGCCACUGAGUCCCUAAGCGGGAUGCUGAUGGCGUUAGUGAGGCAGGAGCUGCGGGAGUGUGAGCUGGUAAUAGCUUACGACGGAGGCUACAGCGACCCCGCCAUCCUGCGUCACCUGCUGCUGCUGGACAACGUGCGUCAGGUGCUGGAGGUGAGAGAAGCGGAGGACCUGCUGAGGGCGGUGUGGGCGUCGCCAGGCUGCCGAGGGUACCUACUGCUGCUCCACGACCCGCUGCCGCUGCUUGCCUUCGCCGACAUGCACCGCGAUGUCUGGGACUACGACGGCAAGUACGUGGUGGUGGGAGGGUCGUUGCCUCACCUGCUGCAACUCACCAAGACGGACAAAGGCAGGAAGACGCAGCAUCUGGUGGGCGCCGUGCAGAGUGAGGCGGCGGGAGAGUGGCGGGUGUACAUGAACCAGCAGUACUGGGCCAAGGGGCUGCUGCCCGUCACCACCUGGCUGCGACACUCCUUCACCUCAGACGUGGGCCUGUUCCCCGACAAGCUGUCUGACCUGCGUGGCGCCUUGCUCAGGGUGGUGACGUUCGUGUGGGAGCCGAGCAUCAUGUACCGGCGCGCGGCUGACGGGUCCCUGCUGGAGCGGUACGGCGUGGACAUAGACGCCAUUGGUCUGCUCGCUCACACAUUGAACUUCACGGUCCGCUAUGAGGAGCCGCCGCCAGGGGAGUUGUGGGGGCGGCAGUUGGAGGACGGUUCUUGGGACGGCAUUAUGGGUUUUCUGGACCGGGACGAGGCGGACAUCGGCGUGGCCAAUAUGUUCUUGUCCUACUGGCGCAUACAGGUGGUGGAAUUCACGGCGCCUUACGACCUGGAGGCGUCGUGCUUCCUCGCCCGAGCAGAACCGCCCCUACCACGCUGGCAGGCCCUGGCUUUCCCCUUCCAGUGGGACACGUGGGUCGCCAUACUCCUGGGCCUGGUGGUGUCCGGUCCUCUGCUUCACCUCCUCGCCGCCCUGGGCAGCUCAUGGGGCGAAUGGCGGAGUGCGGGCGAUACUGCACGGCUGGCGCCCAGCUGGUUGUAUACCUUCGGUUUGCAUCUUCGCGAGGCACAGGUGCGCCUCCCUCGGCAACCCGGCACGCAGGUUCUGGUAGCGUUCCUGUGGGUAUACACCAUGAUCGUCACCAUCGCCUACAGCACCAACCUGACGGCUUUCCUGCUGGUGAAGAAGCUGCCUGCCUCCAUCGAGACCCUAGAACAGCUGUCACAGUCCAGCCUGAAGGUGGCCGGGGUCGGGGAGCUGUUCAUGACGGAGCUACAGGAGGCCAGUGACCCCAAUGUCAAGUCACUGGCGAAGAAAUUUGAGGAGCAAUCGUCGAAGCAGGAGGCGUACCAGAAAGUGCUGGCUGGAGAGGCAAUGUUCGUGGAGAACCGAGGCUACGUGGAGUUCGUGGCUAAGAUCAAAUACUCGAGGGGAGGCGAGUCCCGCAUGAGGGUGAUGAAGGAGUGCUUCGCCCCAAACAACAUCGUGAUGGCGGUGCAGCGACGCUCGCCCCUGAAGGCUAAAGUGGAUCAGGUGAUCGACUGGAUACGAGAGGGCGGCUUCAUCCCUCACUCCUUCAGCACCUCCCUCAGGAAAGCCUCCACCAGCAAGGAAUACAUCAACUGGAGCUCUGAGGAUGAAGGAGAAGAGCGUCAGGGAGAGAAGGAGGAGGAACAAGAUAAAGGAAAGAGCGAUGGCCUCAUUCCCCUCAACCUGGACCACCUGCAAGGAGCUUUCAUCCUCUCUUAGCGGGACUCCUCGCCGCCGCGCUCGCUUUCCUGCUGGAGAUGGGGUGGACCAUAACCAGUCCUGUCUAACACGUUAUGAGCCGCCCACUCACCAUUGCUGUUCAGGCGUGGGCGUCUCCAGGGGGUUCUAAUGCUUGGCUUUUCACCUGCAUGAAGAGAGAGAGAGAGAGAGAGAGAGAGAGAGAGAGAGAGAGAGA
Portunus trituberculatus (swimming crab) is the source of this 2395-nucleotide messenger RNA. Its product is annotated as ionotropic receptor 21a-like. Bases 1 to 2199 code for a protein of 732 amino acids. Gene Ontology annotation, cellular component: membrane. The transcript is spliced from 11 exons. Gene Ontology annotation, molecular function: glutamate-gated receptor activity. The record is from RefSeq and is a predicted model, not a curated record. Lineage: Eukaryota; Metazoa; Arthropoda; Malacostraca; Decapoda; Portunidae.